UUCUCAGGGAGGACAAUACAUGGUGUCGCUUAGGUGAGAGCAGCACAUCCAGGAGGAAAGUUCAAAAUCUCUCACCACAAGGAGCCCUCAGGGGGCGCAGCUGGACGACCUGGUUACAGCGACUGUGAAACCCCGAGAAUUGUGGGACUUGUAGUGUCCGCAUUACUUAAGCUUCGCAAACUACAUUACCCAAGAUGCAAUGUAGCCAGUCCGCUCGCUGUCGGACGUGAAGUGUCAGUCAGUCCCUUGAGCUGUGAAGAAUGAAGAUGAGCUUCGGGGUGCCCUUCAGGGCAGUGAGAGGCUGCCGGGUGGCCAACCUCAGCCAGCAGUGCUCGCACGGCUCCGUGGGGUUGUUUGUGCCUCCGAGUCCUCCCGUGGAUCCCGAGAAGGUCAAAGAGCUGCAGCGCUUCGUCACUCUUUCCAAGAGACUCCUGGUGAUGACCGGGGCCGGGGUCUCCACCGAGUCCGGGAUCCCGGACUACCGCUCGGAGAAGGUGGGGCUCUACGCCCGCACUGACCGGAGGCCCAUCCAGCACCGGGAUUUCGUGCGGAGCGCUCCGACCCGCCAGCGGUACUGGGCCAGGAACUUCGUGGGCUGGCCUCAGUUCUCCUCCCGGCAGCCGAACCCUGCCCACUGGGCCCUGAGCCGCUGGGAGAGGCGGGGGAAGCUGCACUGGCUGGUGACCCAGAACGUGGAUGCCCUGCACACCAAGGCGGGGAGUCGGCGCCUCACCGAGCUGCACGGAUGCAUGCACAGGGUCCUCUGCCUGGACUGCGGGGAGCACACUGCGCGCGGGGAGCUGCAGGAGCGCUUCGAGGCCCUGAACCCCGCCUGGAGCGCCGAGGGCCACGGCCUGGCCCCCGAUGGCGACGUCUUUCUCACGGAGGAGCAGGUGCGGAGCUUCCGGGUGCCCCCCUGCGCGCGCUGCGGAGGCCCCCUGAAGCCAGACGUCGUCUUCUUUGGGGACACGGUGAACCCCCACAAGGUCGACUUCGUGCACAGGCGCGUCCGAGAGGCUGACUCCCUCCUGGUGGUGGGGUCGUCCUUACAGGUGUACUCUGGCUACAGGUUCAUCCUCACCGCCCGGGAGGAGAAGCUGCCCAUCGCCAUCCUGAACAUCGGGCCCACGCGGUCGGACCAGCUGGCGUGCCUGAAGCUGGACUCGCCGUGCGGGGAGCUGCUGCCUCUGAUAGACCCGCAGUGACGGGGCCGGCGGUCCCUGAGCCGGGGCGGGGCCUUCUGCGCGUGUCCUGCUGCUCAAGAUCCCUAAGGAUCUUCCUUCAGCCGAAGCUCACCGAGUGCAGCCUGUAGGGGGCAGCAAACGCGCGCCGCUCUGCCCGCCUCUCCGGCUCGUUUCUGAGCCUCGGAGUUCAGUCUUUCGGUUGAUGAGAUUUGCCCCUGAAGACAGACUUUUUCAAAGCAGCAGCUUCUCCUGAUGGGAAAAUGCUUUCAGUCCCUUUUUAUCUCUCAGGCAGAAGAAACGGCCCAGAAUAUGUGGGUCAGGAUGGUCUCCGGAGGACUAGUCCAGGGCGCACUAAUGUGUGUGUGUGUGUGUGUGGGGGGUAAUGGGAGUAGGGAAUGACUUAAUUUCUUAUUCUAAAUGGUUAAAUGUCUUUCACUGCACUGUUUGAUUUUUUGAAAAGAUGAGCUAUGCCAUGAAUUAAUUGUUUAUUAACCCAGGAAUAAAGGAAUCCUUUUGAAUAGCACACCAGG
This is a messenger RNA of Pipistrellus kuhlii (Kuhl's pipistrelle), 1714 nucleotides long. It is a transcript of the gene SIRT4, whose product is annotated as sirtuin 4. NCBI's taxonomy places the organism in Eukaryota, Metazoa, Chordata, Mammalia, Chiroptera, Vespertilionidae. The transcript has 5 exons. Bases 261 to 1205 code for a protein of 314 amino acids. Gene Ontology annotation, molecular function: NAD-dependent protein lysine deacetylase activity; NAD+ binding. The record is from RefSeq and is a predicted model, not a curated record.